AUGGGGAAGCCAAAGAAGGUAAUCCCCGAUUUGUGUCGGGGGUUUGUGUUGGCGGAGGAGGAAAGGGACGUCACCACCCGCGAUUGCAUCCUUUACGCUCUAGGGACUGCUGCAUGUCAGGUACAUUUGGUGCCCGGGGAGGCCGCUCCUCUGACAGAUUGCUCAUACUUGAUGACACAGGACCCUCUCGACGAAAAAGACCUCCGUUACUGCUAUGAGGGGAGCUCUCUAGGUUUUUCUGUAUUACCAACAUUCGCCACGACGUUUAUGUCUGUGGCUGCUAUCUUUGAAGGCCUCGACAAAUGCCCUGGGCUUCCCGACUUCAACCCGAUGCGUCUGCUCCACGGCGAGCACAAGUUGACCCUAUUCCAGCCUCUGCAAGCAGAUAUUAGAGUGAGAUGUCGUGCCGCGAUUCAGGAUGUUCUCGAUAAACGGGUGGAUUCGGGCCUUGCAAAGAUGGGUGGCUUCUCGAGGCCUAUACUCCAUGGGCUAUGCACUUUGGGAAUAGCUACAAGGCAUAUCAUUAAAGAAUGCUUAGAUGGAGACCCCGCUCGUGUGGCAAGUAUAUCCUGUCGCUUCACGGCGCCCACUACCCCAGGGGACCGCCUCCGCGUGUGCAUGUGGGGCGUAAACACUUCUACUGUCGUCUUUCAAGUUCUAGAUCUCUCCAACAAGGGCACAGUUGUUCUCAGAGGCACACUGGAAAUUAAGCCCCUUACCACUGGAAACGCAAAGCUUUAG
Messenger RNA from Cyclospora cayetanensis, 741 nucleotides. Its product is annotated as peroxisomal multifunctional enzyme type 2-like. The record is from RefSeq and is a predicted model, not a curated record. Gene Ontology annotation, cellular component: peroxisome. Lineage: Eukaryota; Apicomplexa; Conoidasida; Eucoccidiorida; Eimeriidae. The transcript has 6 exons. The coding region runs from base 1 to 741 and encodes 246 amino acids.